Molecule: messenger RNA, 158 nt
Organism: Closterium sp. Yama58-4
Lineage: Eukaryota; Viridiplantae; Streptophyta; Zygnematophyceae; Desmidiales; Closteriaceae
Source: the annotation of a GenBank genome assembly
GGUUCUCACUCCCGCCCAAGUGCCCAAGUCGAUCAAAUGCGAGUUCGGCUGCGACGCUAACUGCGGGAAGGUUGCGGUGUGCCUUAAGAGGAACGGCAAGCCCCAGUGCGUGUGCCCUGGGGACGGCGUCUACAAUGCCGCUGACAAGUCAUGCAAAG